AGUUCUACAAGUCAUUAGCUGUGUUAUUGAUCUUGCUGCAAAGACCUACAAAAAUGAAUCCUUCAUUGCAGAACCUUAAUGCUCUUGGCAGUGGGGCUAGCAUACAGAAGGCAACAACGAGGUUGUCAACAUUACCUAUAAAUGAGAAGUUCAUAAUACUACGGGCAAAAAGGGUUACUACACCAUUUGGUCCAGCGGUGCUUGUGGAAUUAGAAAGCACAAAAGCCUUUCUUCCUACUCGGUUUUCUAAGAUGAGCGAGGAAGAUUUGGAGUACCUCAACAGUGGAAAAGUUCAUUUAAUAUAUACUGGAAGAGUUGAGGAAAAUAAUAUGGACACAGUUAGUUUUUGUGUAGACUAAGAAGAGUGUUUAUAGUGUGUUUUAUAGAGUGUUUUAUAGUGUGACUAAUUACUUUGCGUUUAGAAAGAAGAAAAAUGUCUUUAGAAUUUAAUAAAGUAUGUGCACAUGGGAAUGUGAAGGUUGUAGAUAUUAAAAGUUUUGUGAAUGAUGGGUGUGACAGAAAGCUUAAAGAUGAGGAUACACUCAACUUCACAUUUACAUUACACAGUGUCAGUGACAAUGUUUUAGAAUAUAAAAGGCUUCUAGAAGAAGUAAUUUUGAAAGCAAUAAAUGACAUGUUCUGUAAAGGUGAGCAUUACUUAGCUUAUCUGAGAUACAGCAAACUCCAAUGUACUUAUGAGACUGAACUUUUCGUAUUCAAUCCAAAUGAACUUGCAGUACACUACUUCAAAGAAUUGUUAUAUAUGUUACAGACAUCUUCGAUAUCAGAUUCUGUGUUCUGUAGACAUGACCAUUGUGAAGCAGAGUAUCAUUUGAAAACAGAUUUCUCAAACAGAGAAAUCAAGUGUGUAUAUUCAAAUUGCAAGCAAUUACUUAUCGGUACAGAUAGACUGUACAAACUGUGGGGGCAUGGCUACUAGUGCUCUACCGCAAAAGCGAAGAAGUGAGGAAGCAGAUGUAGAAUUAGAAUGGACUGAUAAACAAUCAGCAUUCCGAAAACUUAUUUGUACUGGUGAAAUAUAUAAUCACAACAUUCAAGACCCUCAACUUUUUUUGGAAAGGUGUUUUCCAUUGUUUAAGACAAAUGUUGAAACAAAACAUCAGGCUUUGAAAAUCAGUUGUUUUCUUUUGUACAUAUUCCUCUCACCAAUAUCUGCUGAGGAAAAGGAAAUUUAUAUUUCUUCUAAAAAUAAAGAGUUUUUUAUUUCUGAUGGUAUAUAUGCAUGGUACACAGAACAUGUUGUGGAGGCAAUCACGAAAAAAUUUGAUUCAUUUCAAGAGAGAGAUUCAGGUUUAGCAUUAAAGGAAAUUGUAAAGCUUUGUGUAAAUCCUAAUGUAAAUAAAGGCUUUCGAGUUGGGAGGAAUCAUGAAUUGCCUGAUGUAAUUAGAGACAAGAGAGCGGUAGUUAGCAUACAUAGUAGUGAUAAUGAAUGUUGUAAAUGGGCAGUGUUAUGUGCUUUGUAUCCAGUGAAACAGAGUAGAUAUAAGUUGUCUAAUUAUAAAAAAUUUGAAAAUGAACUUAAUUUUACUGGAAUUCCGUUUCCAAUUGAGUUUAAAUAUCUUACUCAAUUCGAGAGGCAGCAUCCAGGUAUAUCAGUUAAUGUCUAUGGAAUUCAGUAUGAUAAUGGUGAUUGGAUGGUUGCAAGGAAAAAUAUUACUCAAAAUAAAGAGUUUAAAUUUGUACCUAUACAUAUAAGCAAACAAAGAUAUAAUAGGCAUCCAAAUUUAUUAGUAUUUCAAACUGAUUUUUCUAAUAUUUAUCACUUCUACUUCAUAACCAAUCUAUCUCGUUUGAUGAGAUCUUCACUAACAAGCCAUAAACAAUCGAUUCACUUCUGUGAAAGAUGUUUGUGUUUCUUUUAUACUGAGGAUAAACUGAAGGUGCAUUUCGAAGAUUGUAUUAAAUUUCGGGCUUUGAGAACAGUAAUGCCAAGUAAAGAAACUAAAACUAUACAAUUUGAAAACUACUGCAAUAACGAAAAGUUACCAUUUGUUAUUUAUGGUGAUAUUGAAUGUAUGUUGCAACCUUUUACAACAUUUCCUCAAAGUAGUGAGAGAUCUCAUUCAGAACCUGUUCAUGUUCAUAUGCCAUACAGUGUUGCAAUGUAUGUACAUUGUACUCAUGAUGAAAAAUAUUCCAAUUUUUACUUCUAUAGAGGGUUAGAUUGUAUGAAGUGGUUUACUGAUAAUCUAAAUGCAAUUUCGGAUAAUAUGUUACAGUACUUUAAGAAUAAAAAGCAAUUACAGAUGAAUGAUCAGGACAAAGAAUUCUUUGAAAACGCUAAAACAUGCCAUAUAUGUAAAAAACACUUCCUUACAACUGAUGUAAGAGUCAAGGAUCAUUGUCAUUUUACUGGAAAAUUUCGUGGAGCAGCACAUCAAUCUUGUAAUUUAAAUUAUAAGCCUAGUAUGAUAGUACCAGUAAUAUUCCAUAACUUAACUAUGAUGCUCACUUUCUUAUAAAAGAUUUAUGUGAAUGCAAGGUAUCUGAUGAGGGGAAGGAAAUUUCAAAAAAGAAUGAAAGUCGUGUCACCUUAAUACCUACAAUACUGAGAAAUACAAGGCAUUUACAAAAUAUGUGAUAAAAGUAAUAGCUGAUAGAUCAUUUGGCUUCAUUAAAUACCGAUUUAUAGACUCUCUAAAUUUUUUAGUUUGUUCAUUAGAAAAAUGUGUCUCAUAUAUGGAUAAAUGCCGUUUACAAUUAACAAGAAAAUACUUUAAUGAUGAAAAUCAGUUCAUUUUAGUAUGUCAGAAAGGUAUCUUCCCAUAUGAGUAUAUCACUGAUGAAAUGAAAUUGCAAGAAGCAAAACUACCUCAGAGAGAACAUUUCCAAAGUCUUCUAACUGGUGAAACUGUAUCAGACUUAGAGUAUAAACGUCCAUGUGAUGUAUGGACUCUUUUUAAAUGUAAAACUAUUGGAGAUUAUUUAGAUAUAUACUUAAAAUCUGAUGUUCUAUUGCUAGCUGAUGUAUUUGAAAAUUUCAGAAAAUUAUGUCUUGCUACAUAUAAAUUAGAUCCUGCUCAUUAUGUAACAUCACCAGGUUUAGCUUGGGAUGCUCUUCUUAAAUCUACUAAUGUAAAAUUGGAGUGAAUUACAGAUGUAACCCAAUUACAAUUUGUUGAAAGAGGAAUCAGAGGAGGUAUUGUUCAUUGCUCACACAGACAUGCUGUAGCUAAUAACAAGUAUAUGAAGAGUUAUGACUCUUCUAAGGAAGAAUCAUUCAUUGGAUAUUUUGAUGUAAAUAAUAUGUAUGGGUGGGCAAUGAUGCAAUACUUACCUGUUGGUAAUUGUAAGUGGUUAACAACAGAUGAGUUACAAACAUUCAAUGUAAUGAAUGUAUUGGAUGAAGCUGGUGUUGGAUACAUAUUAGAAGUUGAUCUGAAGUAUCCCAAAAAAUGUCAUGACCAACAUCAGGAUUUUCCUUUGUGCCCCGAGAAAAUGAAAUCUCCUAAAAGUAAUAGUAAAGCCCCACCUAGAUUAAUGUGUACACUUUAUGAUAAAACGAAAUAUGUUUUACAUUACAGAAAUCUUAAACAAAGCCUCUCUUCAGGUCUUGAAUUAGAAAAGAUUCACAGAAUUCUAUCAUUUUCUCAGAAGGCAUGGAUGAAACCAUAUAUUGAAAUCAACACAAGAAAAAGGAUUCAAGCUAAAAACGAUUCUGAAAAAAACUUUUUUAAGUUAAUGAAUAAUAGUACCUUUGGUAAGACUAUGCAAAAUGUAAGAAAAAUGCGAGAUGUUCGAUUGGUAACCUCAUGGAAUGGUAAGUAUGGUGCAGCAGCAUAUAUUGCCCAACCAAAUUUUAAGAAGAGGGUUAUUUUCGAUGAAUCUGUAGUUGCUAUAGAAAUGGCAAAAACAUCAGUAGUUUUUGAUAAACUGAUUGCGGUAGGAAUGACAAUCCUUGACAUUUCUAAAAUAUGUAUGUUUAACUUCCAUUAUAAUUAUAUGUUGAAAAAGUAUCCUCUACAAAAAGUGAAAAUGUGUUAUACUGAUACUGACAGCUUUGUAUAUCUUAUAUCUACAAGUGAUUUGUAUACUGAUAUCAGACUAAGUUCAUUUUCAAAUUUUUUAUAAUUAGACAACUUAUAUUUAUUCUGUUUCACUGGAUACAAAGCACAUAACACUGCCCAUUUACAACAUUCAUUAUCACUACUAUGUAUGCUAACUACCGCUCUCUUGUCUCUAAUUACAUCAGGCAAUUCAUGAUUCCUCCCAACUCGAAAGCCUUUAUUUACAUUAGGAUUUACACAAAGCUUUACAAUUUCCUUUAAUGCUAAACCUGAAUCUCUCUCUUGAAAUGAAUCAAAUUUUUUCGUGAUUGCCUCCACAACAUGUUCUGUGUACCAUGCAUAUAUACCAUCAGAAAUAAAGAACUCUUUAUUUUUAGACGAAAUAUAAAUUUCCUUUUCCUCAGCAGAUAUUGGUGAGAGGAAUAUGCACAAAAGAGAACAACUGAUUUUCAAAGCCUGAUGUUUUGUUUCAACAUUUGUCUUAAACAAUGGAAAACACCUUUCCAAAAAAAGUUGAGGGUCUUGAAUGUUGUGAUUAUAUAUUUCACCAGUACAAAUAAGUUUUCGGAAUGCUGAUUGUUUAUCAGUCCAUUCUAAUUCUACAUCUGCUUCCUCACUUCUUCGCUUUUGCGGUAGAGCACUAGUAGCCAUGCCCCCACAGUUUGUACAGUCUAUCUGUACCGAUAAGUAAUUGCUUGCAAUUUGAAUAUACACACUUGAUUUCUCUGUUUGAGAAAUCUGUUUUCAAAUGAUACUCUGCUUCACAAUGGUCAUGUCUACAGAACACAGAAUCUGAUAUCGAAGAUGUCUGUAACAUAUAUAACAAUUCUUUGAAGUAGUGUACUGCAAGUUCAUUUGGAUUGAAUACGAAAAGUUCAGUCUCAUAAGUACAUUGGAGUUUGCUGUAUCUCAGAUAAGCUAAGUAAUGCUCACCUUUACAGAACAUGUCAUUUAUUGCUUUCAAAAUUACUUCUUCUAGAAGCCUUUUAUAUUCUAAAACAUUGUCACUGACACUGUGUAAUGUAAAUGUGAAGUUGAGUGUAUCCUCAUCUUUAAGCUUUCUGUCACACCCAUCAUUCACAAAACUUUUAAUAUCUACAACCUUCACAUUCCCAUGUGCACAUACUUUAUUAAAUUCUAAAGACAUUUUUCUUCUUUCUAAACGCAAAGUAAUUAGUCACACUAUAAAACACUCUAUAAAACACACUAUAAACACUCUUCUUAGUCUACACAAAAACUAACUGUGUCCAUAUUAUUUUCCUCAACUCUUCCAGUAUAUAUUAAAUGAACUUUUCCACUGUUGAGGUACUCCAAAUCUUCCUCGCUCAUCUUAGAAAACCGAGUAGGAAGAAAGACUUUUGUGCUUUCUAAUUCCACAAGCACCGCUGGACCAAAUGGUGUAGUAACCCUUUUUGCCCGUAGUAUUAUGAACUUCUCAUUUAUAGGUAAUGUUGACAACCUCGUUGUUGCCUUCUGUAUGCUAGCCCCACUGCCAAGAGCAUUAAGGUUCUGCAAUGAAGGAUUCCUAUCUUAAGAUAUAAUAUAAAUUAUUUCAUCUUUAUGUUAAUGCUUAACUAUGCUUAAAGCAAUAACAUAUACUCACAUUUUUGUAGGUCUUUGCAGCAAGAUCAAUAACACAGCUAAUGACUUGUAGAACUCUAACUUCUCUGAUCUGUGAAUGAGCUUAUAUACACACUCCACCAGGAUAUCUCUAAAGUUACACUUUUUUAACUUAAAAGGUUAUCCAGAAGGUUAGAAGAUGUAAUGCUUUGCAGCUUCUACAAAACUAAAAGGUUAUCCAUCAGGUCAACAUGCUGAAAUGUGACAUCAGCCUGCUGGCUGAUGAAAUUUGUACCCCAUGCAGAGGGUUAUCCAUAGGUCAACAAUCUAGCAGUCUUAAUUAUAACUGAAAGCCAGCUAAUUAAUCUAUGUGAUACCAGCCAGUUGGCAAACGAAAUGUUUACAGAUUAUCCAUCAGGUCAACAGCUUGAAUUGUGACGUCAGAUUGGUGGCUGAUGAAAUUUUACCACAAUCAAAGGGUUAUCCAUAGCUCAGCGAGCUAGUAGUCUUAAUUACACCCAGUAUCUGCUAAAUAAACGAUAUGCAAUACUGGUCUGUUGGUGACGAAAUGUUUACCACAAGCAAAGAGUUAUCUACAUAAGUCAAUAAAAGUAAUGAUUUGUUAACUCCAUGGAGAAACGCACUUUGAAAAGGUUAUUCAUAGGUCACCGAGCUGGUGGUCUUAGUUACAACCAGCAACUCAUAAUUAAUCGAUAAGUGGUAUCAGUCUGCUGCCUAACGAAAUGUUUAGCGUAUGCAAAAGGUUGACAAUAGGGUCAACAAGCUGCUUAAAAAUACUCACCUCUUUAUUAUAUAGCCAGCCCUUGGAGGAGGGAAUAAAGAAGAAGCUGAAACUUCCUGGCAGAUUAAAACUGUGUGCCCGACCGAGACUCGAACUCGGGACAUUUGCCUUUCGCGGGCAAGUGCUCUACCAUCUGAGCUACUGAAGCACGACUCACGCCCGGUACUCACAGCUUUACUUCUGCCAGUAUCUCGUCUCCUACCUUCCAAACUUUACAGAAGCUCUCCUGCGAACCUUUUUUCUAAAUGCUUUAAAAUUCCUGAUGUGUUGUGUGAUGGUGUGCAUCUGUGGUAUAACUAUUAGGAACUUGAAGAAGCAGUUGUUCGUUUGGUAUAUCUUUAAAACAUAACUGUAAUUUUAUAUAAUUCUUUAAAAAUAACUGUAAUUUUAUAUAAUAAAAUUACAUUUUAUGUUACUGUAA
Molecule: messenger RNA, 6811 nt
Organism: Schistocerca nitens (vagrant locust)
Lineage: Eukaryota; Metazoa; Arthropoda; Insecta; Orthoptera; Acrididae
Exons: 2
Coding region: 930-2483 (517 amino acids)
Source: RefSeq, a predicted model, not a curated record